CGGCGCAUAUUCAUUCACGCACACUCGUGCGUCGAUCGUGUUGUGUUGCUCCGCUUGACUUUAAACUUUUGUUUUUUUUCGUCCUGCGGGCGAGUCGACCACUUGCCUUCCUUACCUGCUAGAACGUUGUAUUAUCUAUGAAAUUUACAAACUUUUGUGUUAUUAAGUGAAUAGAAUAUAAAAUUAUUAGAUAGUUCAUAGUGUUAACGUUGUCGUUAAGUCCAGAUGUUAGUUCAAACGGCAACAACCUCAUUCCGUGUCAACAAACAAACAUAAACAGUGAUUGAAACCAGUUUAUAGUUUCAAACAAAAACUUAUGUGAAUUACAAUGGCCUAAAGUAAUCCAGGAUGGGUAUGGGUGUCGUAUUCUUGUGCCAGAACGUGAUUUUCGUUGCAACUUCACCCACAUAACGUUUAUGAUAUAAGAAACAAGAUGUCUGUUAUAUACAAAGCGGCAAUACUAAUCGUACUCAGCGCUCUCAGUAAGGGUGAACUGCCCGAAGAUGACUUCAGAAUAAUAAACCGACAAGACUUGCUGGCGACGGACAGCGAUAUGUUCGAAGAUAAGGAGGCGCGGGCAUACUCACAGCUGCUAUUCGACGUAGCGAGAGAUCAAGUCAUCGUUGGGGCCAGGGAUACAUUAUACCGACUGUCACUGCGAGGCUUAAGAAUUCUAGAACGUUCUGAAUGGCCCGCUGCUCCGGAGAAGACGAGAUUAUGCCAAGUAAAGGGGCAGACGGAGGAAGACUGUCACAAUUAUAUCAAAGUUCUUCUGUCGUACGGACACAAGCUGUUCGCCUGCGGUACUAAUGCCUUCAGUCCGAUGUGCAGUUGGAGAGAAAUAGAAGAAAUAAGGAAUGUGUCAGAGUGGAUGCCGGGAGUGGUGCUCUGCCCUCACAGCCCGCACUCCAACGUCACCGCAUUGCUGGCCAGCAACGGGGAGUACUAUGCUGGUACUCCCACUGACUUCGCAAGCUCUGAUACUACUAUAUCCAGGAGUCGGGGUGCAGCGGUAGUAGAUACUGGCAUGUUGCGUACAACCCAGUACGAUUUGAACUGGCUUAACGAACCUCACUUCGUGGGCAGCUUCGAGGACGAUUACUACGUUUACUUCGUGUUUAGAGAGGUCGCUGUUGAACAUUUGAAUUGUGGCAAGACGAUAUAUUCAAGAAUAGCGCGCGUAUGUAAGAACGAUUCUGGCGGUCACCGCGUCAUGAGACACAAUUGGAGUACAUUCCUGAAGGCGCGGCUGACGUGUCCCGUACCCGGGGACAUACCCUUCUACUACGAUGAAGUGCAGAGUGUGGAAUAUAUUCCACAGGAGAAGAUAUUAGUCGCUACAUUUACUACACUUACUAACAGUAUAACCGGCAGUGCUGUAUGUAUAUACAAUAUGUCUGAUAUUCGAGCUGCCUUUGAGGGCCCUUACAAAGUUCAGUCCUCGCCCUCCUCAGCUUGGGAGCCUCGCGCGCCCUCGCACGAAUCCAGGGAACACUUCAGAUGCGCUUCUGAUACCAGAAUACACGAAACAAUGGAGUUCCAAAGAUAUCAAUUAAUGUACGAAUCAAUUCGCCCUAUAUCCGGUGAACCUGUCUACAAAGUGACGUCACAACGCUUCACACACGUGACCGUUGACGUCACCAAAUCCAAACAGAUGGACAAACAGCUCGUCGUGUUUGUUGCUACGCAGAACAGUGACGUCAUCAAGCUGGCUAUACUUCCCAGAUAUGAAGGCGCUUGUUUGGUGGAAAUAUGGAAAUUGAAAGAUGCAACUGGCAGUAUCAAUAUAUUGACUAUGCAGUUUGUUAAAGAUACGAUGUCAGUAUACAUCGGUAGUGAGUUAGGCGUGUUGAGGGUCGGCAGCGAGCGUUGUGCGCGCUACCUCAGCCGGUCAGGUUGCGUGGCCGCCACCGACCCGCACUGCGGCUGGGACGACGCACGCGAGCUCUGCGUCCGCGCAGCCCCACAUCUACAUGACUCUUACUUCACACAGACCACCACCACCUGUCCCACUGUGGAUACACCUGUGGACGGUGGCUGGUCAUCAUGGUCGGUGUGGGAGCGCUGCAUGCAGGAGGGCACGCCGGCUGCCGCGUACGCGGACGACCAGCCCGACAUGUGUCUCUGCCGCACACGGCGCUGCGACAACCCAAAACCUGCUAAUGGAGGACAGCCUUGUAAAGGUGCUAGUAUCUCGGUGGCGAACUGCACCACGCACGGGGGCUGGUCGCCGUGGUCGGGGUGGUCGGAGUGCAGCGCGUCGUGCGGCAUCGCGGUGAAGUCGCGGCGCCGCGCCUGCUCCGCGCCCGAGCCGCGCCACGGCGGCCGCGUCUGCGUCGGCGUCGACUCGCAGGACGUCUACUGCGGGAACCUGCCGCCGUGUCCCGACCCAGCAUUAGCUCCGGUCGACGGGGGCUGGUCACCCUGGGGGUCGUGGUCCGCGUGCACUGGCAGCUGCGGGCCCAACGCGGGGACCCGCGAACGCCGCCGACACUGCACGGACCCUGUACCUAAACACGGCGGCGCUGACUGCGAGGGUCCAGCCACUGAGAAACAAUUAUGUGACCUCAGACCAUGCGAGGUCAGGAAGGCCACCGCUUGGACCCCUUGGGUGCAAAUACCUAGUAACAUUUCUGAUGGCAGUUAUACGGAGAAACGUUUCAAAUUCUUAUGCAAAGCGCCUUCACCUGAGCAAAUAAAGUUAUCCCUAGCUCGUGAAGAGGAGAGGUAUUGCAACCCUGAAGGCACAUGCAGCAGCACUCCUAUAGAGGAGGAGGGUUGGGGGGAGUGGGGCUCGUGGGGGGCGUGCUCCGCGGCGUGCGGCGGCGGGCAGCAGUCGCGCGCGCGCCGCUGCCGCCGACAGCCGUGUGCUGGCGCGACAGACAUGCUGCGCGCUUGUAACACACACGCUUGCACUGGCGAAUGGUCGUGCUGGAGCGAGUGGAGUGCGUGCAGCGGGGAGUGCGGCGCGGGGGCGGGGGCGGGGCGGCGCACGCGCACGCGCAUGUGUCUGUCAGCGGCGGGCUGUGCGGACGCCGGCGCGGCGCUAGAACGACGUGUCUGCUUUAAUACCUGCCCAGAAUCAGAGAGUGGUUGGGGUGCGUGGGGCGCGUGGGGCGCGUGCUCGGGCGGCGAGCGUGUGCGCACGCGUAGCUGCGAGGCGGGCGCGUGCGGCGGCGCGCGGGCGCAAGUCGCACGCUGCUCCGACGACACUGAACUAGAUAAUGAGUUGUACGCAAUGCCGGCGUACAGCCAGAACGUGGAGAUGGCCUCAUUCGUGACAGGAUCUGGGAAUGAGUCUCUGAGCGUUGGUGCGAUUGUUGGCUGCGUGGUGGCCGCGUUUACUAUGGGUUGCCUCGUGUGCCUGGCGGGGGUGGUAUUCUGGCAGCGGCGGGGUGCGGGGCGCGCGCGAGUGCCCUCCAGCCCGCACUACAUCACCGCCAAGCAGAACAGCUACGUCACCGUACCUCUUAAGGAAGUUCCGCGUAAAGCUAAACGCCAACCAUCGUUCAGUGGUAUGAGUGGGCCUAGCGUGCUACUCUCAAAGAGUAAUAACAUUCCCGCCAAUAACCAUAAUACGGGGCUGGCAACACCCAAACUGUACCCCAAGGCGAUCGCUAAUGAAUACGACUCCGGUACAUUAAGACGACAUUCCAACCAGCCUAAGAAUAACCUUGAUAUUGAAGAAGAUAAGUUCUAUUGAAAGGUCAUUGGUUAAAUGGUUAACCAUUAUUUGAAAAUAAAACAAUGGCUAUCUUGGUGUGUAAUCAAAGAGCUCAUAGAUUAUAGAUUGACCUGUUUCGAUUAAAUCGGACCCAUAUUCAAGAAUGUUGACUUUAUUUGGUGUUUGUGACUUUAUGGACCUCUACGGACGUUAAUUCUUUAUUCCCAGUGUGACAGAUGUCAAUCUGACAGCUGUCAAAAGAAUUUAAUUAAUUGACUAUAAUCUUUUUGUGUUAGUGUUAAAGUAAAUUAAAUAUAUUAUAGCAAACCUAAUUCGGACUUGAAGUUUAAGAAAAUUAAGUGAACAUCUAGUCGGUUUGCAUUGAUUGGAGUAUAUUUUAUACAGUUUUGUGACGUCAUAAGUAUUGUAAGAUGUGAUUGGUCGCUAGAUUAGGUUAGUUUUAAUUCGUCCAGUGCCAUCGUAACUAAGAAUGUGUUUUUAUACGUAUUUUAAUAAAUAUCUUAUUUACAUAAUAAAUAAUAUAUACAAGAACAAAUACAUGUGCCAUGUAAAUAAUAGAUUUUUUCCCCAGUAUAUAGUAUCAUUUCAAGUGCAGUAAAUAGAAUUAUAUUUUCUAAUAAUUGUAGUAAAAAUGAAAUGUUUAUGUUACGUUAAGAUUGUUGAACAUUUCAACAUAAAUAUUGACUCAUGUUGAGUCUGUGUGUGUGAUUAUUUUUAUAUGCUUUUUUAAAAAUAGAAUUCAAUGUAUAUGUUGUAUUUAACUUCUAUAUACAUAUAAUCUAUGUAAAUACAUAAUGAAAUUAUAUUUUGAAAAAUAUUCUUGACUAGCUGUUCCCGUGCG
This is a messenger RNA of Papilio polytes (common Mormon), 4526 nucleotides long. RefSeq names its product semaphorin-5B (gene Sema5c). The coding region runs from base 434 to 3703 and encodes 1089 amino acids. The record is from RefSeq and is a predicted model, not a curated record. Gene Ontology annotation, biological process: negative regulation of axon extension involved in axon guidance; axon guidance; semaphorin-plexin signaling pathway. Gene Ontology annotation, molecular function: chemorepellent activity; semaphorin receptor binding. The transcript is spliced from 20 exons. NCBI's taxonomy places the organism in Eukaryota, Metazoa, Arthropoda, Insecta, Lepidoptera, Papilionidae.